AACUGAAUAAUUGUUAUUGGAAGCAAGUAGUAUUUGUCAUGUUUACAACGUGGUCUCCGGGUUUUUAUAAAAUUUAUUGAGUUAUCGAAAAUGGCCUUAGAAAAAGCUGUAGCUCAUAGGCCAGGUGCCUUCAAGCAAUCUAAUAAAGAACAUAAACAUGGUAGACAUCGAUCAAAAGGAUCUAUAAGCAUAUCUUCAAAAGGAAAAGUAUCUGUUAAAAAACUUUCCAAACGUAAUAAACGAGAAUUAAAUAGGGAUCAGCGACGAAAUCAGGCUAUGCAAAUCAGGCAAAGUAAAAGAGAUGAAGUUCUUGCUAAAAAGAGGUCUUUAGGAGGGAUGGAUUUUGCUCCAUUUCUAGUUUGUGUGGUACCCUUGAACAAAGAUAUAGAUCCUAAUACAGCGUUAACAUUACUUUGUCAAUGUGAUCAAGAAGCAAUAGUAUCUAAAUCCUCUGCAAAUGUGACGCAUAUAAGUGUACCAAGAUUUAAACAGAGAUUCUCCUUCGUAGUUCCAGAGAGAGAGCAUGAUUUUGCAAUUUUGGAUACAUUAAAAGUAGCCGAUACUGUUCUAUUUUUAAUAUCUGCUGCUACUGGAAUUGAAAACAAUGAAGCAAUAAUUGAUAAGUGGGGAAAUUCAAUAUUAUCUACUUCAUUUGCACAGGGAUCACCUACACCUUUAGUGGUGAUUACAGAUUUAGAAAGUGUUGUACCAAAGAAACGAAAUGAGCACAAACAACAAAUACAAAAAAUUGUAAAUAAAUGGUUACCCGAAGAAAAGGUAAUGGUGAUGGAUAAAAAUGUAGAUGGAGUCAAUGUGUUGAGAAAAAUUGGCAAUCAAAAAAGAAAAUCCAUAUUAUAUAGAGAUCGUAGACCUCACAUGUUUGGAGAAGAAGUGGAGUUUGUCGCAGAUACAGAAGGUACUUUGGGUACUUUGAAAAUUUCUGGUUAUUUAAGGGGUACCGCUUUAUCUGUCAAUCAGUUGAUUCAUAUACCAGGCUUAGGAGAUUUUCAGAUGACCCAAAUUGAUGCCCCAAAUGAUCCACAUAAGUUUGACAAAAAAAAUAAAGAUGUUAACACAAUGGAUUCAGAUGAUGUAUCACUAAUUCGUGUACUUGAAAGAUGUGAUCCAUCAAAACAAGAAUCGCUAGAAUCUGAAAAUAUACCUGAUCCUAUGGAUGCAGAACAAACAUGGCCAACACAAGAAGAAAUGGAAACGGCAGAAAAAGAACAAAAAUUAAAAAAAGUAAAAAAAGUCCCAAAAGGUUGGUCGGACUAUCAAGCAGCUUGGAUUCCUGAUGAUGAUACGGAAUUUCAACAAGAUCAAUCCGAUAACGAUGAUCAAGAUUUGAAUGAUGAAUUCAUGGAUGCUAUGUCAGAAGUUAUAUCUGAGAAUUCAGAAGCUGAUAAUGGUGAUCAAGAUUUUGCUUCUGUUACAGAAUCUGAAGUAGCUGUUAAUGAUGAAAAAUACGAUAAAGAUAUAGACGUCUUUGCUGAAAUGGAGGAAUUAGAUAAAAUUAAAGCUGCUAAAAGUGAUAAGGAGUUCCCUGAUGAGAUUGAUACACCUAAGGAAACGCCUUCCAGAGUUAGAUUUCAAAAAUACAGAGGAUUGGAAAGCUUCAGGACGUCACCGUGGGAUCCAAAAGAAAAUCUACCAAGUGAUUAUGCCAGAAUCUUUCAAUUCCAGAAUUUUGAUAGGACAAAAAAACGGGUAAUGUCAGAUCAAGAAGAUAAAGAUGGAGCACUUCCAGGGUGGUACAUAACAGUAUAUGUAAAGCAUGUAUCACAUCUUCUAUGGGAGAACUUCAAGCAAACUAACGCUCCUGUUACAUUAAUUGGUAUGUUCCCCCACGAACAUAAAAUGUCCGUCCUAAACGUUGUACUUAGAAGAACUCAAAAUUACAAUCUACCGAUCAAAUCUAAAGAGCGAUUAGUAUUUCAGUGCGGAUACAGAAGAUUCAUUACUAAUCCCAUUUUCAGCAGUCAUACAAAUGGUCAAAAGCACAAGUUUGAAAGGUUUUUCCAACCGGAUUCUACUAUGGUAGCAACAUUUUAUGCUCCCAUUCAAUUUCCGCCAGCGCCUGUGUUAUGUUACAAAGAAAUUAACAAUAAGCUUGUGCUUGUAGCCAACGGCAGCUUACUUUCCUGUAAUCCAAAUAGAAUGGUUAUAAAAAGGAUAGUUUUAUCAGGUUAUCCAUUUAAAAUCCACAAGAAAUCAGCUGUUAUCAGAUUUAUGUUUUUCAAUAGAGAAGACAUAGUUUAUUUCAAACCUAUCAAAUUGCGAACAAAAAUGGGAAGAAGUGGGCAUAUCAAAGAACCACUAGGUACACACGGACAUAUGAAAUGCAUAUUUGAUGGUCAUCUGAAUUCUCAAGAUACUGUACUAUUAAAUCUUUACAAAAGGAUAUUUCCAAAAUGGACAUAUCAAGAUUUCAUUGUAAGUUGUUUCAAUGAAAACAUGGAAAAUUAAUGAAAUGUAUAUGCUUACAUAACAAAAUAUAUAUAUAAUGAUCACGAAUA
Molecule: messenger RNA, 2516 nt
Organism: Diorhabda sublineata
Lineage: Eukaryota; Metazoa; Arthropoda; Insecta; Coleoptera; Chrysomelidae
Gene: Tsr1
Product: pre-rRNA-processing protein TSR1 homolog
Exons: 12
Coding region: 91-2466 (791 amino acids)
Biological process (GO): ribosome biogenesis; maturation of SSU-rRNA from tricistronic rRNA transcript (SSU-rRNA, 5.8S rRNA, LSU-rRNA); endonucleolytic cleavage of tricistronic rRNA transcript (SSU-rRNA, 5.8S rRNA, LSU-rRNA)
Cellular component (GO): nucleus; preribosome, small subunit precursor
Molecular function (GO): GTP binding; U3 snoRNA binding; GTPase activity
Source: RefSeq, a predicted model, not a curated record